AUUAGAAGAUGCCUCGAUAUGAAGAUCGUCACGGAAGCACACGACUCUAUGUUGGUCACUUGUCCUCUCGAACACGAACUCGUGAUGUUGAACGUCUCUUUAGCAAAUAUGGGAGGUUUUCUUGGCUAUUUGCCUGACUUGGUUGGAGGUGUGUAUGGUGAGAGAGAGAGAGAGAGAGAGUUGGUCGGUCUCCUUGGUGGAUAUUCUUUGAUGGUGUUUAAUGUGGGACUUUUUUGGCGCUUCUCUGUUUUUGUGUUGUGUUGAUUUGGUGAAAACUGGCUACAAAAAAUCUGGUGUUUUGUUCCAACUAUGAUGGUGAUGAAGUAGCUGUACGUAGAAAAGUAAUGAUGUUGUUGAUGAUGAUGAUGAUGAUGUUGGCCUUACUGUUUCUGCCAAAACAAUUAUUUCAUCGCAGAGUUCGAGAUGUUGAUAUGAAGCGUGACUUUGCCUUUGUCGAUUUUAGCGAUCCCCGAGAUGCUGAUGAUGCAAGGUACUGCUUAGAUGGAAGAGACGUUGACGGAAGCCGUAUUGUUGUUGAAUUUGCUAAAGGGACACCACGUGGUUCUGGUUCUGGUUCUGGUUAUGGUUCUCGAGAGAUAUCUUCAAGCAGAGGAGGACCUCCUCCCCCAGGAAGUGGGCGUUGCUUCAACUGUGGUCUUGAUGGACACUGGGCUAGAGAUUGCACUGCUGGUGAUUGGAAGAACAAAUGUUAUCGAUGUGGCGAUAGAGGUCAUAUAGAGAGGAACUGCAAGAACAGUCCCAAGAAGCUCAAGAGGGACCAAAGUUACUCGAGAUCACCAGUUAGGUCUCGGUCACCUCCUUCUCGUCGUAGAAGAAACCGCAGCAGAAGCAGAAGCCCAAGCUACAGUCGCUCAAGAUCCCCGGUUAGGACUGAAAAGAAGCGAACUCCUGAACCAGCUGCGAGAAGCAGGAGCCCUGAACCAACGGUUCUUAACUCACCUCCACUCAAAGACAGAGACCAUAGCCCAAGUCCCAAUGAAAAGAGCCCAAUGCCUGAGAAGAAGGGUCAGGAAAACGGCAAUGGGACCAGUGGACAAGACCACACUCCUCCUAGAGACGAACCCAGUCCCUGAGAUGUAUUAUUCACAAAGAGUGAAGAACUCUUCAAACAAUUUGAUCAAACUUGCAUUUAUUUCUAUAAGACUUGUAAUGAAUUUAUUGUUGUUUUUGUGUUUGGAGACUUUACAUUUUAUGGACUUCCUCUUGUCUUUCUUUCUCCCCUUUUAAGUUUUAACACAUAUAUAUAUUUUUGAAAGCUUA
Messenger RNA from Raphanus sativus (radish), 1281 nucleotides. Its product is annotated as serine/arginine-rich splicing factor RS2Z33. Gene Ontology annotation, molecular function: zinc ion binding; mRNA binding. Gene Ontology annotation, biological process: mRNA splicing, via spliceosome. The transcript has 6 exons. Lineage: Eukaryota; Viridiplantae; Streptophyta; Magnoliopsida; Brassicales; Brassicaceae. Gene Ontology annotation, cellular component: nuclear speck. Bases 345 to 1094 code for a protein of 249 amino acids. The record is from RefSeq and is a predicted model, not a curated record.